Molecule: messenger RNA, 1845 nt
Organism: Erigeron canadensis
Lineage: Eukaryota; Viridiplantae; Streptophyta; Magnoliopsida; Asterales; Asteraceae
Exons: 2
Coding region: 1-1845 (614 amino acids)
Source: RefSeq, a predicted model, not a curated record
AUGCAUAAUUAUCACCUUAACAGAGGUCCCCCGCGUUGUGCUUUAAAAGUAGAUAUUCAGAAGGCUUAUGAUACUGUAGAUUGGAAGUUUCUCAAGACCAUUCUAGUGGUGUUUGGUUUUCCUUCUAAGAUGGUUGAUUGGAUAAUGUUAUGUGUUACUACGGUGACUUAUUCUUUGAGUAUUAAUGGACACUUUCAUGGGUUUUUUAAAGGUAAAAGAGGUUUACGUCAAGGUGACCCUCUUUCUCCUUACCUGUUCACACUUGUCAUGGAGAUCCUUACACUUAUUUUGAAGCGUAAUGUCCACAAUUCAGCAUCCUUCUCAUUUCAUCAUUAUUGCCAAGAACUACAGGUUAUUAAUCUAUGCUUUGCUGAUGAUCUAUUUAUUUUCAUGCGUGGUACAGUCGAUUCGGCUAGAGUUAUUAUAGAUUCUCUUGAUGAAUUUAGAAUGGUUUCUGGUCUUUCUGCUAGUAUGCCAAAAAGCACUGCUUAUUUUUGUAAUGUCUUACAUGCUGUGAAGAGUGUUAUUCUUAGUAUUCUCCCGUUUGAAGAAGGUCAAUUACCGGUUAAGUACCUUGGUGUUCCAUUAGUCUCUUCAAGAUUGGUAGUUCGUGAUUGUAAACUGCUAGUUGAUAAGGUCCAGAAGAGAGUUAAUGAUUGGCGUAAUAAGUUCUUAUCUUUUGCUGGCCGAGUGCAACUCAUUAAUUCAGUAUUGUCAUCUAUUCAUGUCUAUUGGUCUUCUGUAUUUAUCCUUCCUAUGAGUGUCAUCCUUGAUAUAGAGCAGAUUAUGCGUCGUUUCUUAUGGAGUCAGGGAGAUAUGUAUAGAGGGAAGGCGAAAGUUUGUUGGGAUGGUGUAUGUCUGCCUAAAGAGGAGGGUGGCCUUGGUAUUCGUAAGCUUAGGCCUUUUAAUGUUGCUCUUUUUUCUGUUCAUAUUUGGAAUAUUCUUAUGAAUAAAAAGUCUCUAUGGGUUAAAUGGAUACAUACUAAUAAGCUUCGUGGUAUGAGUUUUUGGAAUGUUCCUUAUCGAGGUAAUUUAUCAUGGAGUUGGAGGAAGAUGUUACAGAUUAGACCCAUUAUUCGUCAAUUUAUAUGGGUUAAUAUUGGUGACGGAGCUUUAACUAAUGUUUGGUAUGAUAAUUGGUGCAAUAAUAGUCCGUUACAUGAAAAGUUCUCACCUAGGGAGAUUUCCUCGGCAGGGUUCUCAACCGAUACUAAAGUUGGGCAGCUUGUGCGUGAUGGCCAUUGGAACGUUCCUCUUCAUUGGACUAAUCGUGUUGCCUUAUUUGCAUCAGCCCCCACGUUAUCUCCUAAUGCAGAUGGUUGGUUUUGGAAAGACAAAGAUGGUGCUUCUCGUCAUUUUUCGGUUAAUGUAGUGUGGGAGGAUCUUCGGCCUAGACAUGAUAGUGUUGAUUGGAACAGAUUGGUUUGGUUUAAUUUCUGUAUUCCAAGACAUGAGUUUAUCCUAUGGCUAGCAUUUAGACAACGAUUGAAGACUCAGGAUAAACUUAUGCAGUGGGAUGUAUGGAAUAAAGUUAAUCAGAAGGCUGGUUUGAACAAUCGCUCAUGCAAUUGGAACCUUCUCGUUCAUAGAAUGCUACCUGUUGCGCGUAAGAAGACUAUGGAGAAUGUUAUUGAUAAGUUGAUUUUUGCAGCAAGUGUUUAUUUCAUAUGGCAGGAGAGAAAUUCAAGAUUAUUUAUGAAGACUACUCGUUCAUCUGAUGUUCUUGCUGAUCUUAUUUUCUUCACUGUGCGGAUGAAAAUGCUUACGUUUAAAUAUAAAAGAAAGGCGCAUUUGGAGAGGCUUAUUGCAGCUUGGGAUCUUCCAGUUUCUUUACUUAUUUCGUAA